GAGGGAUGAGCCUAGGUUUCAUCUCUUGACUGCUGAUAUAAUAACUCUUUAAAGGGUUGUCUUUAUUUUUGUGGGAUAAUGGUAUAUGUUCCAAAAGUUUAUUUGCAAGUUUCUUGAUUAGGAUCUGGAAUAUAUUUUCUCAUAGAAGCAAAGUUACAGAUGAUGGUUGGAUUCCCUUUAAGCCAGUUGCUACAGAGGCCCAUCGUGGGUUUUGAUGAACACGCAGGACUUUGAAUCAGAAUACUGACAGUAGUGUGUACUUUUAGUCUUCUUUCUAAUAUAAUCACAUUGUGCAUUUCCAGCAUACUGUGCCUUGGGCGUGACACAUCAGAGUCCAGUGUUUAUCUUUUAUUACGUGCCAGACCCCUCUGGAAAGAGCCUCCAUGGAAUUCAUCAUCCGCAGUGUUUGGUUCAGUGUUAGCUUUUGUGUUCUGGGACGUCAGGGGUGAUUCUGCCCACUGUUGGUGCAGAGAUGUCUCUGCUCUUCACUCUCCGCUCCUGCUUCACUGCCCAGCUCCUUGCUGGGAAUAGUCCUUGACAGGAUACGAGAGAUGAAAGUAAUGAGACUGAAGCCAGCAGGAUGAGUAAAUUAAGAAGAACAAGAAAGAAAGUCACGAAACAUGUUUUCUCAACUGAAGUAGGAGAAAUGGAUAUAUCCAACUCAAAAGAAAGGAUCAGAAACCAAAUGGUGUGCCACAAGUUGGAGGAUGUGAGCAAACCAGUUGUGGGAGCUGGCUCCGCAGACUCCUAUCGACCACAAGAUGACAAGGACUCCGAGAAUCAGACAACAGGGAUAAAACCAUCACCCCUCAAAACUGCAGCCAGUGCUCCUUGUCGUGAAUUUAACACAAACUCCAACCAUACCGAUAACACCAGGGACGGCACUCAAAUUCCGACCACACCUCAUCUCUCCUCUAGAAUGAAGCACAUUAAACAAGAGAUGGCCAAAAAUCACCUUCAGUUUGUGCGAUUUGAAGCAACAGACCUCCAUGGUGUGUCCAGAUCUAAGAGUAUCCCUGCACACUUUUUCCAAGAAAAAGUGAUCCACGGCGUCUGCAUGCCCCGAGGUUAUCUGGAACUGAUACCGAAUCCUAAGGAUGAUGAAGUGGAUCACAUAAGAGCAACGUGUUUUAAUAGUGACAUCGUCCUGAUGCCGGAGCUCUCAACCUUCCGGGUUCUGCCAUGGGCUGAGAGAACUGCCAGAGUGAUAUGUGACACGUUCACUGUGACUGGUGAGCCUCUUUUGACUUCCCCUCGGUACAUCGCCAAAAGGCAGCUGAGCCAGCUGCAGGACGCUGGCUUUUCCCUGCUCUCCGCCUUCAUCUAUGAUUUUUGCAUUUUUGCUGUGCCCGAAAUUAUCAAUUCAAAGACCAUCUCUUUCCCUGCUUCAACACUGCUAAAUAAUCAUGACCAGCCUUUCAUCCAGGAGCUCGUUGAUGGUUUGUAUCACACUGGAGCCAAUGUCGAGAGUUUUUCCUCCUCCACCAGGCCCGGUCAGAUGGAAAUCUGUUUUUUGCCUGAAUUUGGCAUCAGUGCAGCUGAUAAUGCAUUCACCCUCAGAACAGGUGUCAAAGAAGUGGCGAGGAAAUAUAAUUACAUCGCCAGCUUUUUCAUCGAGACCGGAUUCUGCAAUUCAGGAAUUUUGUCUCACAGUCUCUGGGAUGUUGGGGGGAAGAAAAAUAUGUUUUGCAGCAAUUCUGGAGUCGAAGAGCUCACGAUCACUGGGAAAAAAUGGUUGGCAGGGCUCUUGAAGCACUCUGCUGCUCUCAGCUGCCUGAUGGCUCCUGCUGUUAGCUGCCGGAAGCGAUAUUCCAAGGAGAGUAAAGACCUCAAGGAGAGUGUGCCUACAACAUGGGGAUACAAUGACAACAGCUGUGCUUUUAAUAUCAAGUGUCACGGUGAGAAAGGCAGCCGAAUAGAAAAUAAACUGGGCUCCGCGACUGCAAAUCCAUACCUGGUGCUGGCGGCGACGGUUGCUGCGGGCUUGGAUGGACUUCAAAGCAGUGAUGGUGUCCUGGCCGGUCCCAAUGACAGCACGGACUUCUGUCAGGCCAAAUCUGCCGAGAUCCCUUUGAAACUGGAAGACGCUCUUGUAGCACUGGAGCAAGAUCAGUGUCUGAGACAGGCCCUGGGGGAAACUUUCAUUCGCUACUUUGUUGCCAUGAAAAAAUACGAGCUGGAAAAUGAAGAAACAGAUGCUGAGAGAAAUAAAUUCUUAGAAUAUUUUAUUUAGACUAGAACCCUUAACUAUUCUUUUGGAGAUGUGUUUUUUAAGUAGCUGAUCUCCCAGGGAGAAAAGAGUGGAUUUUUAUAAUCAACGACAAAAGGACUACAUAGGCUUUCGCUCUUUUUUGUCCCCAUGGAAUAUUUGACGGAUGAAGUGGGACUGCCGAGAGGAUUCUGAUAGUAGAAGCAAACAAUAAAGUUGUGGUGCAGCUGUAAUAUGCAGAUUUCCCAGGUCUUGUUGGUCAGUCAUCGUUUCCGCUAUGUAUGUUGACCUAGAGAGAAAUAUUCAGUUAUUUCAGGCAACAGAUACAUUCAUAAAAUAAUAAAGUAGUCUUAAGAAUUACAAAGCAAAAUGUAAACGACUGAAAGAAAAAAAGAAUUUCAAUUAUACACAUACAUUGUCACAGCCAGGGAGACAAAAAUGCUUACUUAUACAGUAUCAGUAAUCUAGAUAAAUAGAGGGCAGCCACUCUGUUACCUGCCCUUUCCCCAUCCUUCUGCCAUUACCCCUCCCAUUGGCUCACCUGCCAGGAAUGUGGCUAGGGGAACGCUGCUGGGAAUGGAGCUCAUGCAAGAUGGAAUAACAAGGAGGAAGCUCUGCUUUAUGGAGCAAAAUUUGCCAGAAUCAUUGUGCUUUCUAAAUACGUAAGGUUUCAAAAAUAAUGUCACGAUGACAAGUGAGCGGAAGGUUUCCCAGUACAUCAACUUCUUUGUACCCUUCUUUACUAGCUCCUGAAAGUCCUGGGAAGUUCAAGGCUACAAUGUCCACAAGAAACAAAUCCAUAAGAAAUAAAAUUUGAUGGAGAACAAUGAGGUCAAAUAUUUGAAAGUCAUGAAAAUUUUUCUUUAAACAAUAGCCCAUAAAAAGCCCCAGAUAUAAAACACAGGUGGAAUGGGUGUGUGCUUGGGGAUACGUGGGCUCUUCAUGCUUUGUUCUGUUCUUCAGAGCUAUGAUUUCAAAGGCACCUGUCGUGCUUUGUGAAGUGUGAGAACAACAGUCUACAUAACCAGGGCUAUGUUUGCAGUUUAAAUAUAUAUUUAAAUGACUGGUUCUGCUGCCCACAGAGGUCGCUAUGUCCCCAAGAAUAUUAAAUGUUCCAGACCUUCAUUUGAAUGAGAUAAUAUUGUAAUUAUCACUAAAGUUUAGCCUCUUUGGGGAAGAAAUCCAAAAUCCACUGACUAGCAAAUGAAAACCCUAUUCUCCUGCUUAGGAUCAAACAGGAGAUUUUAUGUUCAAUUAAAACUGACAGUGGUCUCAAUUUAGAUAGCAAACACAAAAGCAGAGGAUUAGACUUGGCUCAGAUCCUCCUAUUUGAAUUCGUAGUACCCAGUAGCUUAAAUAAGAAAAGUAAUCUGUCCUUCACUAAUUGCUCCCCUCUUUGCUCCUCUGAGCAGAAGUGUGUCUGGAUACAUAAGAAUAAUGUUCUUGGUGGAUUAAAAAGUAGAGGAAAAGGUAGAGCAGAGUGGGUGGAGAAGGAAAGGAAUUUGCCCUGAGUGGUCUGAGUAUGAAAUUCCAUUCAUUCUGUCAUGGGAAGGAUAGUUGGGAGGAACCAAGCCCAUGACGGCUUGCUAGUUAUUUGCCAAUACCCAUUCUCCCUCUGUUCUCAGGAAUACCAUCUAAAUGUGUCAGUUGGGAACACACUAUGGAAAAUAAAAUCACAUUUCUGAGUUCUCACUGUGGCUGAGUGUGGCUGUGUUAUUAGAGUCAGGCCAAAGAGCUGUAAGUAGAAGUGUUGUAUGGAAGCUCUGGGAAACUUCUUUGAAGGACAGAUGCUCUGUCUCCUGCCCUUUCUCUAUCCUUCUGCAUUUGCCCUUCCAGUUGGCUAACCUGCAGGUGUUGUGUCUAGAGUAAUGCCCUUGGGAACGGAGCCCAUCUACAGUGGAGUAACAAGGAAAAAGCUCUGCCUUGUGAAGCAGAACUCGAUUUGCCUACAUUCAGAUUUUUACCUGGGAGAGAAAUAAACUAUCUGCUUUAAG
Molecule: messenger RNA, 4203 nt
Organism: Mustela erminea (ermine)
Lineage: Eukaryota; Metazoa; Chordata; Mammalia; Carnivora; Mustelidae
Gene: LGSN
Product: lengsin, lens protein with glutamine synthetase domain
Exons: 7
Coding region: 581-2233 (550 amino acids)
Cellular component (GO): membrane; cytoplasm
Molecular function (GO): glutamine synthetase activity
Source: RefSeq, a predicted model, not a curated record